Messenger RNA from Peromyscus californicus insignis, 8797 nucleotides. It is a transcript of the gene Cenpk, whose product is annotated as centromere protein K. Gene Ontology annotation, cellular component: nucleus. Gene Ontology annotation, biological process: kinetochore assembly; mitotic sister chromatid segregation. NCBI's taxonomy places the organism in Eukaryota, Metazoa, Chordata, Mammalia, Rodentia, Cricetidae. The record is from RefSeq and is a predicted model, not a curated record. The transcript is spliced from 11 exons. Bases 156 to 971 code for a protein of 271 amino acids.
CUGAUUGGUGGGCUGAGCCAGAGCUGAUCCAAUCAGCGAGCAGCGCGCGCAAACGUCACCGCCUGGCUGUGUUGACAGAACCUGGGCGGGGACUGACGUGAGUUUAAACUGGCUCUGGCAGUUUUUCCACUAAGGUGAAGAAAACUAUAAAGGAUAUGUCAGAGAAUCAACUAGAACUAGAUCCAGAUAUUACUACAGACAGGGAAAUUGGUAUAGAUCCCGAGGAAGAACUUAUUAAGCAAUGUGAAGAAAUGUGGAAAGACAUGGAAGAAUGUCAGAAUAAAUUAUUACUCACUGGAACUGAGACACUCACUAACUCAAAUGCUCAGCUCUCAUUACUUAUUAUGCAAGUGAAAUGUUUGACUGCUGAACUUGGUCAUUGGAACAAAAGAACACCUGAAAUAACUCCCCUGACUGAAGAUGUUUUGGUAACAUUAGGAAAAGAAGAGUUCCAAAAUUUAAGAUAUAAUCUUGAAAUGGUAGUAUCUACUAUUCAAUCGAAGAAUGAAAAGUUAAAAGAAGACUUAGAAAGGGAGCAGCGGUGGUUGGAUGAACAGCAACAAAUUCUGGAAUCUCUUAAUGUAUUACACAGUGAUUUGAAAAACCAGGUUGUGACAUUUUCUGAAUCAAGAAUCUUUAAUGAACUGAAAGCUAAGAUGCUUAGUAUAAAAGAAUUUAAGGAGAAGCUUCUGUUAACCUUGGGUGAGUUUUUAGAAGAUCAUUUUCCUCUGCCUGAUGGAAAUAUUAAAAAGAAAAAGACAACCACUCAAGAAUCAAAAGCACAACUGAUAACACUAAAUGAAAUGAUAGAGAUGCUUAUAAAUAGAAUGUUUGAUGUUCCACAUGAUCCAUACGUUAAAAUUAGUGAUUCCUUUUGGCCACCAUAUAUUGAGCUGCUGCUGCGUUAUGGAAUUGCUUUGAGACAUCCAGAAGAUCCAGCACGAAUAAGAUUAGAAGCCUUCCAUCAGUAAAAUGAUGUUCUUGUCAUCCACGGACAAAGAAAACAGGGCUAUUUAAAUAAAGGAUAUUAUUUGCAAAUCCAAGGCAUAGUCCAUUCUUCUUUUUUGUUUAGAAAUAAGGUCUCAUGUAUCCCAGCUGGCAUUGGGCUUACUGAGUACUGACUGAGUUUAUAAGCCUUCACCAUCAUACCCUGGCUGUCCGUCUUCUUUGUUUUGUGAAAUGACUUGUACUGCCAUUAUACAUAUUCAAAAUGUAUAUUGUGUAUUACAGUUUAUAAAUCUUUUUUUCAUUUUUCUUAUUAAGAAAUUUUUUUUUCAUUUUACACACCAAUCAGAGAUCCCCCCUCUUCCUUCCUCCCACUCCCCGGCCUUCCCCCUCCAACCAACCCCCCAUUCUCCUCCACUAGAAGGCAAGACCUCCUAGGGGGAGGCACAUCCAGUAGAGGCAAGCCCAAGCCCUUCCCCCUGCCUCAAGGCUGCACGAGGUAUCCCAUCAUAGGUAAUGGGCUCCAAAAACCCCCUCAUGUACCAGGGAUGGAUUCUGAUUCUACUGCCAGGAGCCCCCCAAGCAGAUCAAGCUACACAAUUGUCUCACCAUGCAAAGGGCCUAGUCCAGUCCCAAGCAUGCUCCACAACCAUUGAUCCAACUUUCUUGAGUUCCCACCAGUUUGGUGUGGUUGUCUCUAUAGGUUUCCCCAUCAUGAUCCCAAUGCACUUGCUCAUAGAAUCCCUCUUCUCUCUCCAUCUGGACUCCUGGAGCUCUCCCUGGUGUUUGGCUGUGGAUCUCUGCAUCUGCCUCCAUCAGUCAUUAGCGCAAAGCUCUGUGAUGACAGGGUAUUCUCCAAUCUGCUUGCUGGCUCAAGCCAGUUCAGUUCAGGAGUAAUCUAAGCUGGGGUCAUCCUUGGUGAUUCCUGGCAAGUUCCCUAGCACUGGGUUUCUCUCUAUCCCCAUGAUAUCUCCCUUUAUCAUGGUAUCUCUUUCAUUACUUUUUUUCUAAAAUGCAGGGUGUGGGCCCAGGCUAGUCAGUUCUCUUGCCGUUGACUCCCAAGUGUCCACCACCAUGCUCAGCACUUGAGAUUUUUUAUUUUAUUUAAGUGUGUUUAUUUUUAUACUCAUGGGUAUUUGCCUGCAUGUGUGUCUAUAUACCAUCUGUGUGCUUGUGGAGGCCAGAAGAGCCAUCACUUGGGUACUGGAAAUAGAACCCAGAUCCUCUGGAAGAACAUCCCUUGCUCUUAACCUCUGAGCCAUGUCUUCAGCCCCAUUCCCCUCUCUCAGCUCCCCACUUCAUUCCACUCAGCACUUGUAUUUUACAGAACAUGUGUUCCUUUUAGGGAGAGAUUAUGUGUAAAAUACCUUUCUAAAUGUGACAUUGGUGGAGUGAGUAACUUCUUAAUGAGUGAUUUGAAGUUAUCUGCUUCAAAGAUCCAACACUUCUUUAGAGGAAGAGGUGCUGUGGUUUAAGUCCUUUGUUGUAAAUUACAAGAGUAGAUAAAGGCAACCAACAGCUGGGCCAUUUAUGUGACAAGUUUACUUCACUUCUUUCUUAAUUCGUCAACAAGCCUUUAGAUAGCAAGAUAAAAAUAGAAAAUUACACUAGUUUCUAUAUACAACCAAUCUAAACCUAGUGCCUUAAAACUUUGUGUGCUUUCAAGUAAUGUAGAAAAUGUUUUAGGUGCUGAGAACAAUGUCGUCUUGUGCUUCCAUGAUUUAAGAAAAAUCACUAAAAUCUAUUAAGAUUUAGAAUUUGUUAUUUCAGCCACGUGGUGGUGGCACAUACCUUUAAUCCCAGCAUGAGGGAGGCAGAGGCAGGUGGAUCUCUGUGAGUUUGAGGCCAGCCUGGUCUACAAUGCAAGUUCUAGGACAGCCACAGCUACACAGAGAAACCCUGUCUCAAAAACCAAAAAACAACAAAAAAAAAGUGUGUGUGUGUGUGUGUGUGUGUGUGUGUGUGUGUGUGUGUGUGUGUAUCUAUAUAGAGAGAAUUUGUUAUUUCAUUGACUCAGAUAGGAUAUAGACUGGGUAUCCUGUAUUUGAAACAUUGAGACCAGUUAUGUUUCAGAUUUGAAAGUUGGGGGUUUUGUAGUGCUAGGGAUUAAGAAAUGUUGAGUAUUUUUUGCUUUGGAAUAUUUUCAUAGACUUUACUGGAUAGUUCUUAGUGUAUAAUUUGAAAUAUGAACUUUUUGAAUACCAGAGUAUUUGAGGUUAUGAAAUACCUCAAUUUUUGAGUUGGGAAUAUUUUCCCCAUAAAUAAUAAUGUUAGUGUAGUUUGCAAACAAAAAUUUGUUUUAGUGUACCACAAUCUAUCUGGUUAGAAAUUAAGCCCCAGGUAAUAAAAAAUACUGUUUACUAUUAUAUUUAUUAAGGUUUAUUUAUUUAUUAUGUAUACAGUGCUCUGCCUCCAUGUGUCCUUGCAGGCCAGAAGAGGGCACCAGAUCUAAUUCCAGGUGGUUGUGAGCCACCAUGUGGUUGCUGGGAAUUGAACUCAGGACCUCUGGAAGAGCAGUCAGUGCUCUUAACCACUGAGCCAUCUCUCCAGCUCUACUAUUAUAUUUUAUUUGAUGUGCUUCUGCAUGAAGACUUCUUACUCCAUUACUUUACUUAGUUUUCUGAUUAUGCAUUAGUCAUUGGCAAAAUGUCUGAGAAAAGUAACUUGAGGAAAUAUUUGCUUGGGCUCAAAAGCUUUAGAGAUCAGUCCAUGCAUGGUUGCCAGCUACAAAAGACCUGAACAUGUGCAGUGUUUAAAGUUCCUGCCUAACCAGUGUUGUGACCUUCCACUGGUGACACUCAAUUGGUAAGGGAAAAAUGACUCCAAUUGCACGUCAGGUUGCAAGUGAAUAAUAUGCAUGUCCUCAAGGCAUGGUUCUGUGAUUAUCAUAAAAGGUAAAACUGAUCAAAUGAUCUGCCCUCAUCAACAACUCUGAGCUUAUAAAAUAAUGCCCUGAUUGCCGUCUGCAGGUGCCUUACAAGGUAAUUGCUGACAUUGCUCCUAAUGUAUCUGGUUUUACUUUCUUAACGACUUUCUCUAUAAAUAAAACUUAUACUUGCUUACUUUGUAUGUCUCUUUAUAACUUUUUGUUAAUGAGAACAAAGACUUUGACCAAACCUGCCCAGUCAGACAUCCCAAAAGUGAGGCAGAAAAAUCUCACAGUCACACAAAAAGAUACAGAAAAUAACUUUGCCGAAGUCCAGUAUCCAUCUGUGAUAAAAUUUAAGAGCAAAUUGUAAUUUGGGGGGCUGGAGAGAUGGUUUAGUGAUUAAGAAUGCUUUCUGUUCUUCUAGGGGAUUGAAAUUCAGUUCCCAGUCUAUGCUGGGUAGCUCACAGCCAUCUAUAAAUCUUUGUGCAGGGAUCUGACACCUUAUGGCCUCCAGGAACACACAGAUCUCUCAGUAAGGUGUCUUCUGAGACUUGACAAAAAAUAUCCACAAAAUACUAUAUAAUUAAUGGUAAGAAUGUAGAUGUUUUCUCUAAUAUCCAGAGCAAGGCAAAUGUGUCCUCUUAUUCUUAUUCAGCAUCAUACUUAAUGUAAUAAGAAAAAAAAUCCUAGGAACCAAGAGAAAAACUCUUGGAACAAAAAUUCAUUUAUAGUAAGGUUGUAAGGCACACAAUUUCCUAGUGUCCAAAGUUUAAUUUCCUGUAUAACAUCAGUGAACACUUAGAAUUUUAAAAUUGAGACUCUUGUAUCAGCAAUCCAAAAGGAAAAUAAGAUAUGGUAUGUAUUGCUGUGAGGAGUAUCUUCAUUAGAUUACUUGAGGAACCACUGUGGGCAGGAUCAUUGCUUUAGAUGGAAUCCGAUACUGUACAUAAAGGAGGGAAUGAAGGCCAGUGAGUUGAAUCAGUGGGUAAAAGUGCUGGCUGUCAAAGCUGAGGACCUGAGUUUGAUCCCUGGAUCCCACAUAGUGGAAAGAAGGAAGUAACUUCUAAAAGCUGUCCCCUGACUUCAGUGUGUCACAUCAUGUCACAUGCAUGCUCCCUAGUACAGAAAUAAAUAAAUGUAAGAAAAAAGGAGGCAAUAUGCUAAGUAAGCAUAAGCAUUCAUCUCUGUUUCUUGACUGGAUGUAGUUUAAAUGGCUUCCUCGAGCUCCUGCUGCUGUGACUUCCCACAGUGUUGGACUUUCUUAAACUGUGAGACAAAUUCUGUUACUUGGCUUUUUUCAGGGUAUUUUUUCAUAAAAGCUGAAAAAGACAGAUUAGUACUGGGAGAGGGCUGUUAGUGUGAUAAACAUGACCGUGUGGUUCUUAGACCUUUGACACUGGUUUGUGGGAGGAAUGUGGAAGAGUUUGGAAAUUUGACUAGAAAAGCCCAAGUAUGCUGGAAGAAGAGCUUAAUGGGCUAUUCUUGAGGGAGCUUGCAAGUCAAGAAAGCUGAGAGAAGUGUGUAUGGUGGAGACCCAGUUCACAGAGGCCAUGGAGGGGUGUUGCCUUGCUCCCCAUGGCUUACUUAUCCUACUUUCCUAUAGAACCCAGGACUACCAGCCCAGAGGUAGCACCACCCACAAUAGACUGGGCCCUCCCCCAUCAAUCACUAAGAAAAAUGCCCUUACAAAAUUGCAUACAGCCUGAUCUUAUGGAGGCAUUUUCUUAAUUGAGGCUUCUUCCUCUCUGAUGACUAUACCUUGUGUCAAGUUGACAAAACGAGCCAGCACAACCCUGAAGACAAAUAUGUACUGCAUGGACCCAAUAAGAGAUACUUUGAGGGCAAAAUCCUAUCCACUGGACACUCCAUCUUGUGAAGAUCCAAACUCAUUUGAUCCUAGAAACUGAAAACCAACCAAGGAGAGUGUUUCCCUAGGAUCCGCAUACAGAAACUGACAGUGUGGUCCAAGUGGCCAGGCUACAUACUCUUAAAGCCCUCCCCCAGUGACAUACUUCUAGCAAGGCUAUACCUCCAGAACCUCCCCUAAACAAUGCUACCAGCUGGGGACCAUGUGUUCAAAUACAUGAGCUUAUGGGGGGCAUUUCUCAUUGACAACACCACAGUAAGCAUGGAUGAUGUAAGACUGUGGGGGCCGUGAAGUCUUUCUCCAUGGUUUCAAAGGAAUUGAAACCAGGCAAUGUGUGGCAGAAUCAGAGUUCCUGAAAGAAGGUUCUGAGAAGCUUUUUUGUGAAAGUGAAGCUAAAUUGCAAUAGAGGAACCCCCCCCCCAUGUUAGGAAAUGUGGGAUCAUGGACCAUCUGUAGAGGAAAGCUGCAGUAGAGAACAGUCAGCCAAAGAAAGGCUGUGUGUCCUGUAUGUGGCGGAGUUGGAGAAGAAGAGCUAUCUGAGUCCUUUGGUGCCUAAUCAAUUUCAUCACAAACCCCUGAUGAAGGACAUAGACCUUCAGGAUUUGAUGUUUGCCUUGCUGGAUUUUGGUCUGAUCAUUCCUUACUAUGUCCUGAUUCUUCGUUUUAGAAUAGGAAUGUUUACUCUGUGCCACUAUGUGUUCUUUGCUUUAUAGGAGCUCACAGUUUACAGAGCUUACUUUGAGUUUUAGAUGAGAUAGGGACUUUGGACUUUUAGACAAUUGGAAUUGUUAAAAUUUGGGGGACUUUCAGAGUUUGCCUAUAUUUUGCAUUUUGAAAUGAACACAAGAUUUUGGAAACUAGGAAUGAAAAUGGUGUGUAUAACAUGAAUUGCUAAACUGUCUUAUUAGUAGAAAACCCGGAGCUAGAUAUUGGGGUGAAAGCUAAAAGAUCAGAGAAACAGAACAAGCCACAGCCACAAGUUCUUACUGCUAGGAAAUUCUCAGCCCAAGAAAGAGCUACUUCCUGUAUACUCACGCCUAUAUACCUAUCUGUGUCCUGCCAUCUUACUUCCUCUCUCUGCCCAACUACAUCACUUCCUUUUUCUGCCCAGCUCUAUCACUCCUUGUUUGUCUGUAUAGACCUCCAGACCUCUGUAGUUAACUAGUACUGGAAUUAAAGACAUGUGCCACCACACCUGGCUCUGUUCCCAGUGUGGCCUUGAACUCACAGAGAUGCGGAUGAAUCUCUGCCUUCCAAAUGCUAGGAUUAAAGGCUUAUGCUACCAUUACCUGGCUUCUGUGUUUAAUAUAGUGGCUGGCUUUUUCCUCUGAUCCCUAGGCAAGCUUUAUUUGUUAAAGCACAAAUAAAGUAUCACCACAGGUGUAUGCGGGUGGGAGGGGAAUCAGAGUCUUACUAUGUAUAUCUGUCUGGCUGUCCUGGAACUCACAUGUAGACCUGGCCUCAAAUCACAGAGAUCCAUCUGUCUCUGCCUCCUGAGUCCUGGGAUUAAAGCAGGCCACCACACUGGCUAAGUUUAUGACUUUAAGUGAUGUAAUUGAAUGUCAGGUUGAUAAAGGGUUUAAAUGGGAUAGCUAAUCUCUUUUGUAAACUUGGUAAGAUCUAGAAUCACCUGGGAGAUAGGCCCCUAAGAAAACAUAGGGAAUUAUGUUGGUUAGGUGAAUUAAGGUGAAAAGACCCAUCCAAGGUGGGUGGUACUUGAUUGAUGUAUUGUACUAUGUUGUAAGGAGAAUGUGAUCUAAGCAUAAAUAUUCAUUGUUCUCUGCAUCUUGACUGUAAAUAUGAUGUGACCAGCUGCUUCACUUUCCUGCUGCUGUGACUCCUCUGCGAUGAUGGACUUUAAACUUCGUGCUGCAAAGACUGGUGACGACAAUAGUGAUGAAGAGUCCAGCACACCGUCGUCUCCUGCUGCUCAGAGAAGAAAGCGAGCGUCAGGCACUUCUGCUCCUGUUAAGCCUACUGUCAGUGUUCCUUCACAGUGUCUUCCCUCACCUACAGUUCCUCAUGAGGCUCCCCAGCCAGACCCUGCCCCAUCGAAAGAGAAACAGCCCUGUUCAGACUAAGCCCGCACGCCCCUACCCACCCAUACCAGAUAUCCAGUUUGAGGGGGUCACUGAGUCAACUUUAGACACCUCUAAUUGCUCCUACUUAGUUCCAUACUGUCAACUUCUAUCCACAGUAGUGACUGUUUAGUUCUGUGGCAAAUGGAAUGUUGUGAAAUGACCCUUUCUGGCACCAACAGGUCUCCCUCCUCUUCCUCUGCUGGUGGCUCUUAUGGAAGCAAGGUCAAUAAGAGACCUCCAAUAAAAAAAUGUCAGGGGGCUCGAGAGAUAGGUCAGUGGUUUAGAGCAUUUGAUGCUCUGGCAGAAGACCUGGAUUCGGUUACCAGCACCCACAUCCUAACUAGUUCCAGGGAUUGGACGCCCUCUUCUGACUUCCACAGGCAUGGACAUGGUGCACAUAUGUAUUCAUUCAUACAUGUAAAAAAUAAAUCUUUAAGAGAAGAGGAGGAGGAGGAGGAGGAAGAAGGAGAAGGUCAAGGGGCUGGUGAGAGAGCUCAGUGGGUAAGGGCACCUGCCAGCUGAAAGGGGAAAAUCAGUAGCCAUCUUGAGAGACACUUCCCCCUCCCCUCCUCCAAAGGUAUUUGCUGACCAGCAGUUUUAGAAGUGACCAGAAGUUGAACUUAUAAGGCUGGGACAAUAAAUCUAUGUAUCCUGGACUUGGAAAAACAAGAUAUAAAGAGUAAGAGACUCAACUGACCUCAGAGGAGAGUAGGACUGGAACAAUAAAUCUGAAUAUAUAUAUCCUGGUUUCAACAAAAGCAGGACAUAGGGAGUAAAACAUUUAUGUCUCUGUAGAUACCCUGAAUCCUGUUAGCCAUCAGUAACCUCAUGCUUAUAGUUCAGUCAGUAACUUCAAAGAACUACCCCACCCCUACCCGCCUCAUCCAAUCCCAAGUUGCAUGUAAACCUUUCCUAUAUAAACCCCUUAAAGUGAGUGCCCAGGGGGCCGUUCUCCUCCACCCGCUGUGUCAGAUGUUGGACACGGACCAAGCUUGCUUGUUUUGUUAUUAAAAACCUCUGUGUGCUUGCAUCGGA